Messenger RNA from Euleptes europaea (tarantolino), 2118 nucleotides. RefSeq names its product discoidin, CUB and LCCL domain-containing protein 1-like. Lineage: Eukaryota; Metazoa; Chordata; Lepidosauria; Squamata; Sphaerodactylidae. Bases 1 to 2118 code for a protein of 705 amino acids. The transcript has 15 exons. The record is from RefSeq and is a predicted model, not a curated record.
AUGCGCCUCGGGCUCGGCGCGCCUGGGCUGCUGCAGCUCUUCCAGCUGUUGCGGCAGCUGGAUUUCUCCCCGGCCGGCGCCCAGACGGGGGAUGGCUGUGGUCACUCUGUGUUGAUGCCUUACAGUGGGACGCUGGCCUCCAAGAACUAUCCUGGCACCUACCCCAACUUCACAUCCUGUGAGUGGAGGAUCCACAUGGCUACUGGGAACCACCUCAGCCUGGUCUUUGGAGACAUGGACAUUGAGGCCUCAGAACAGUGCAAAACUGGCUUCUUGUUGCUUUCUUCUGAUAGCUCCAGCUAUGGUCCGUACUGCAGUAACUCAGACCUACUCCACACAGUCUUGGUGGUAAAUACUAGCUCAGUAACCAUCUUGUUCAAUAGCACGGUGCACCGCUCAGGACGUGGCUUCCUCCUUUCCUAUGCCAGCGGCAACCAGCCAGAUUUGAUUUCCUGUUUGCAGAAGGGAAUCCAUUACAGCAAGGAACAACUCAGAGUGUACUGUCCCGCAGGCUGCAAGGAAGUGCCAGGAGACAUCUGGGGCAACAUGAAGCAAGGCUACCGAGAUACCUCAGUUCUUUGCAAAGCUGCUGUCCAUGCGGGCAUGAUCUUAGAUGAACAGGGAGGACAGGUGACGUUAUCACAAGGAAAGGGGAUCACUCUGUACGAAUCGUCCUUUGCUAACGGACUCUACUCAAAAAGGGGACCCUUAUCUGAAAAACGGCUCAUCUUUCACAAAGACUGUGAUGGAGUCCUGGAAGCAUCCCGCUUCAAUGCAUCAUCCUACUGGCAUGAACAGAACACCAUGGGGGGAAAUCAGGCCUGGACAGCCGAACGCGCUGCUUUUAGUAGCGGUGGGAUCUCCUGGGCAGCAGAUCAGGGCUCUACACAAGAGUGGCUGGAGGUAGAUUUGGGCGGAAGGAGAAACGUCACAGGGAUUAUAACGAGAGGGUCAUCUCAUAAAUAUAACUACUACAUAAAGUCUUACCGAGUCCUUUCUAGCCGGGAUGGAAAGAACUGGAAAGUCUAUAAGUCCAGCAACGGAGAAGAAAAGGUCUUUGAAGGAAACAGUGACAGCCACCAAGAGGUCUCCAACACUUUCAUCCCACCAAUCCUGGCCCGUUACCUGCGCAUCACACCCCAAAGCUGGAACCAGAAGGUUGCGCUAAAAGUGGAGCUGUUGGGAUGCCAGGCGGCACGCGUCAAGGCACUGCACCCAUACAGCAAUAAUGGAAUCCACAGUGGCCCCAAGGGGCUUCCUGUCCUGACCAGCACGCCAACCGUUUUCACCCCAAACCCUGGAAUAGUAAUCAAUUCUGAGAAAAGAGGUCCUCCACUACUGGUGAUGUUGCUGAUUGGGGGAUUUGUUCUUAUCUCCUCUGCCCUUCUGCUGCUGGCUUUCCUCUGCCUUAAGAAGAAGAGGAAGACAGCAGUAGAUCAGGACUGUGGCCUCAUAAAAGGCUGUCCAACAUCAGAGGCUAACCAGAUCUGUUCCAGACGCAGCCUGCAACAGUCUGCUUCAGAAAUGGCCUCAUUCCCUGGGGCAGGGGCCUCAGCAGACCUGAAUGGAGCUCUUUCACCAGAAUAUGCUGAGCCAGAUGUAGUUCAAGUCAGCCCCACCAGUCAGACGGUACCAUCCACAUUCAAGCCUGACCCGGACGAAGGUUACACACUCCCCCUAGUGGUGAAUCACUACGACGUGCCAGGGAAGUACCAUGAGUAUGCUGAGCCGUUGCCCCCAGAGCCAGAGUACGCCACACCGUUCACAGAGCAGCCCGCUGAGCCAGAGGGGGCCGCUUUCCGGAAGAACGUCUGCGUCAUCAAAGUCAUUCCCUCCUCCCAAAGCCAGCCAGGGUCCUUAGGUUCACCAGGGUGCCCCGAGCCCCAGGUGCAAUACGACUGCCCUGCUCAGCGGCCUGCCGAGAAGCCGAACAGUGCAGCAGAUGCAGCCGGCAUGCUGGAGGGCUCGGUGACACCCACCCACGGGGAACUACAAAGCGAUCGGACUCUGAGCUCAAGCGAUGAAUCCCCUGCCGCACAGCCAGCUACCUCUCUGCAAGGAUGCCCCCUCCAGCUCAGGGACUUCCCCCUUGCACACGUCUAUCACGAGCCCUUUUGA